Chara braunii is the source of this 1415-nucleotide messenger RNA. The record is from the annotation of a GenBank genome assembly. Lineage: Eukaryota; Viridiplantae; Streptophyta; Charophyceae; Charales; Characeae.
ACGCGCUUACAAACAGCCGGCAUGGAUCAGAAGUCCGGGGAAACGGCCGAGGCCUAUCACGCCUGGAUGCUGGCUUGGAGUACCGAAGCCAAUCAACGGCCAGAUGCAGUAGCAGCCGCAGAAAAGAAGAAGGCGGAGGAUGUCCAACAGGCACGUCUGUUGGCAAUCGAACAGCAGCGCCAGCACGACGAGGCAGCAGCAAAGGCUGCCGAUGAAGAACGAACUCAACGACAUGAGAAGAUAUUCAACGGGGAGCGAGCUUUGCUCACAAUGGCAGCAGACUGUGGGGCCGAGGCCGAGAAUGGUAAGAUGGAAGAGAGUGAAAGCAAGAUCGCUCUACUCCUCUCCCAUAUCACGGAUCUCCUGGCAAUGUGCAUUGCACAGCAGGAGGACAUCCACAAUCUCGACGUCGCAGUUCAGAUAUACAAACGGGCGUUUGAUCAAGUCAACAGCUGCCUCCAGCAGCUGCAGCAACGACCCGUCACCGCCCCCGAUGCCAGCUCCUCCAACACCUUUGAUCACCUCAAUGCAUUGGAGAUCGACUUCGGAGCCCUCAAGGACGAUGUGCAGCUACAGCAAACCGCCACGCAACAACUGGAGCAGCGGAUCUGUACUGCCGCCGCCAACCCGAGUUCGGCACCACGCGAGUCAACUCCAAAGUUCGAUGACCAGGGGAUCUUCUGCGAUUCGAUGAAGAUGGACCCGACUUCGUGGUUCCAAAAGUUCGAGCUCACGUUGCAGCUACACCACUACGGGGUGGUAAAUGGCGACUUGUACACCAAGAUUAGCGGGGAUGAUCUAAAUGCGGCGUGGCAUAAGCGGCUCCAAGUAGAGCCGCCAGAGGUCAAGGCAAUAGACAAGUUGAUGACCUUCAAAGAAGGCACGCUGUCGAGUGUUGACUGGAUUGCCGAGUACCAACGCUUGACAUCGAUCCCAGACAUUCAGAUGGGCUUCAAAGUUGUUAAACACUACUUCAUCUCGAGGUCGUGUCCGGCGUUGGGCAACGCGUUGACUCACGUCGAGGACAACCUGACGACAACGGCGAAACUCUUUGACAAGGCCGCACAGAUUAUUGUCACGAACAAGGAGGCUAAGAACCUCAACCAUUCGUCUGCUGCAGGCCCGAGUAGAGAUCAGCAUCGGCCGAAAGUGGUCGUGGUCGUGGCGUCAACGCCAACCAACCAAUCUAGCGAGGCCAUGUCUGCCAAUGAAGGGGACAGACUCGCAGCCGCCCGGGAUGGUGGCCGCCCCGGCAGAGGCCCAGGACGCGGCAAACCAAAGACAAACACCACAUUUAUCCCCGGGCUCAGCGCAACAGCUCCAACCCCAUGGACCCACUACGGCCUCUAGGAGCAAGCAUACAAGCAACGCACGAGAUACCGCUAUUGCCUGUGGUGUAACAGCAAUCUCCACGA